This is a messenger RNA of Folsomia candida, 2826 nucleotides long. RefSeq names its product baeyer-Villiger monooxygenase. The record is from RefSeq and is a predicted model, not a curated record. Gene Ontology annotation, cellular component: plasma membrane. The transcript is spliced from 9 exons. The coding region runs from base 1129 to 2679 and encodes 516 amino acids. Gene Ontology annotation, biological process: triglyceride biosynthetic process. Lineage: Eukaryota; Metazoa; Arthropoda; Collembola; Entomobryomorpha; Isotomidae. Gene Ontology annotation, molecular function: long-chain-alcohol O-fatty-acyltransferase activity; diacylglycerol O-acyltransferase activity; N,N-dimethylaniline monooxygenase activity.
AUCACGGUGUUUUGGAUGGAUUUUCCAUCAUAAAAACAAUUUGGCUCUCUUGCUCCAACAUAACCGACGUCGUCGGUGCAGUUCCGCACGCAAUAUCGAAACCUUUAACGCCCUUCCAAAAUGUUGCCGUAUUCACAAAGCUAUUUGCCCAAUUUCCUUCCACAACAAUAAACCAGAUGCCAAAAAUGGACCCGGCCAACAUUUUCCACCCAGACCAUCCUCAAACUAAGGGCAACUUAUUGGGGAAAAGACACCCCGUAAAUGCUGUCAUGUCUGUAAAAAUAGUAAAAGAUGCAGCAAAACGAAGUGGAACGCUAUUCACGGCUGUCGUAAUGGCCGGGCUGACGGGUGGGAUAAGAAAUUAUUUAAUGUCCAAGAAGCUCGAUGUACCUCAAAGUAUUGAUGCCACCAUUCCACUUCCUUGGCCUGGCCAUCACAUACUCAAGCUUAAAAAUCAUUUCACAUUUGCCACAUUUGAACUUGCAACUGGGAUAUCGGACAAUGAACGCCGACUGCAGGACCUCAAUGACCAGUUUGUACGACUGAAGCAAUCCUCCGUUCCAGCGUACAACUACGUCAUCACGUUUCUUGCUGGAAUGCUGCCAAAUCCAGCCAUGAGUUUCGUCCUGGAAGGGGCGCCGACAAGUAUUCUUUUGUCCACUAUUCCUGGCCCGAAUCGUCCACUCGACAUAUUUGACCAUCCACUUACGCAGUCACCAACGUUUGAAGGUGGUUAUGGCAAAGGGCCGGUGGGGAUGGGGGUGGCAUUUCUGAGCUGUGGUGAAAGCCUGAGCAUCACUGUUAGUCCGGAUGAAGGGGUAAUUCCUUCGUUAGAGGAUGCAAAGAAAUUGUUGGAGUGUAUUAUUAGUGAAAUUCAGUUGAUACAUGAUUCCUCGGUUGUAUGAUAAAGUAUAAUAAGCUUUUUAUAAAGAUGUGAAUAAAAUGUUUGUGAAACGAAAUAUUAUUCCCAUGAAAAAAAUUGUGGUGUGUGUGGUAUUGCUACAAAGUGUAAUCUGGAAUCGUGCACAGCUAACGACCUGAUUUGCAUGCAACAAUCAUUCCUCCUCGAGAUAUGGACACGACUGCAUACACUUCAUUUACACUAUUUUCAAGUAAUUUAUAUUUUUAAUGAUAAAAACAAUGGAGAAAGUUCACAAUUUUGAGAUGAGGCAAGAUGAGACGAGUCUCGAUGGAGAAAGUUUUCCAAAAAUAUGUAUUAUUGGAGCGGGAUUUUCGGGACUCUGUGCAGCAGCUCAAAUACAAAGAAAGCUAAAAACCAUUAAUUUUACCGUGUACGAGAUGAACAAGGAUGUCGGAGGUGCGUGGUACUCAAAUACUUAUCCAGGCUGUGCCUGCGACAUUCAAAGUCAUUUGUACAGCUUCUCUUUUGCACAGAAACCAGAUUGGUCAAAAGAGUUUGCAUCUCAACCAGAGAUUUUAGAAUAUAUGAAAACCGUCGCGAGAAAGUUUGACAUUUACAAAUAUACCAAGUUCAACCACCAAGUAAAUCAGCUCAAGUGGGAAGAAAGUGAAAGAAAAUGGAAAGUCAGCGUUACUGAUCUGACCAACGAUAUCACCACCGAAAUCUAUUACGACAUUGUAAUAAAUGGCAGUGGUGAACUACGACAACCACAAAUUCCGGAAGAGUUUAAAUCUUUCGAAGGUCCUCUGGUCCACUCUGCACAAUGGGAUGCUGAUCUUAAACUUGAGGGGAAAACGGUAGCCGUUGUGGGCAGUGGGGCCACUGCAAUUCAAUUGAUCCCAUCCAUUGUUGGGAAAGUGGGGAAGCUUUUGUGCUACCAGCGACAACCCGCUUGGGUCAUCCCUUCAUUUCAAUCAAGAUUUACAAAUUUUACAAAGUGGUCAUUCGCCACUUUCCCAGGACUUCAGUCUACAUACAGGAAGACGCUGUUUUUGCUGAAUGAAGUCAUGUUCCCAGUAUUCAUGUAUAGCACAACUUUAAGCAAGAUUGGAAACGUAAUCGCUACAGGAUUGGGAAACUAUCAUGUCAACAAUUUGAUUAAAAAUCACCCCGACAUACGACCACAACUAGUUCCUAGUUACAGAUUUGGAUGUAAACGGGUCGGAAUUUCCAAUAAGUAUUAUCGAGCGCUGGAUAAGCCUAAUGUCAAAGUAAUUUCGAACCAAAUUCAGGAAAUUGGUGGUAACUUUAUACGGACGCUGGAUGGCGAAGAUGAGAUUGAUAUUUUGAUCCUUGCCACUGGUUUUCGAGUACAUGAUUAUUUCGCUCCGAUGGAAAUCAUCGGAAAGGAUGGCGAAAACAUUUUGGAAAAAUGGAAGAACGAUGGCCCAACAGGAUAUUUGGGAAUUACGAGCAAUUCCAUGCCAAAUUUAUUCACACUACUCGGUCCAGGCAGCGAUGUGAAUCACAACUCUGGAAUAUUUCAAAUUGAAUGCCAAGUAAACUGGAUGAUUAAAGUGAUUCGAGAAAUGCAGUCUAGAAACGCAAAUUAUUUCGCAGUUAAGAAAAAUGUCGAGAUUGACUACAUGAACGCCAUGAAGAACGCCAUGAUGAAAACGGUUUAUGGAAAUUUCAAGUGCGGUUCUUGGUUUGCAGAUGAUGCGAAAGGUAUUAUCACUGCGUUGUAUCCCAAAAGUUCAAUUUCGUAUUGGAACAAUACAAGGAAAAUUUGUGUAAACGAUUUUGAUUUUAAUUGAACACUUUGUGUUAUACAAUUAAUUUAACUAGAUUGUUUUAGCUAAUAAAGAGGCAAAUAUCUAGAAAUAGGUAAUUACAAAAAGAAUAAAUUCUCCACGUAACGUUUGAACUGAACAAAUAAAUAUUUCCAUAAAUAGUUUGGUACA